Messenger RNA from Coregonus clupeaformis (lake whitefish), 467 nucleotides. RefSeq names its product DNL-type zinc finger protein. Gene Ontology annotation, cellular component: mitochondrion. Gene Ontology annotation, molecular function: zinc ion binding; protein-folding chaperone binding. The record is from RefSeq and is a predicted model, not a curated record. Lineage: Eukaryota; Metazoa; Chordata; Actinopteri; Salmoniformes; Salmonidae. Gene Ontology annotation, biological process: protein stabilization; protein import into mitochondrial matrix; protein folding. The transcript has 2 exons. Bases 129 to 452 code for a protein of 107 amino acids.
AUGGAUCAGUGCUGAUGGAUCAGUUUUGCCUUUUAGAUAAUGAAUAAGAUUAUAUGGAUAGUUUAUAAAGUUCAGACUGACUCUUCACCCUGACUCUUCUAAUAAACGGUAUCAUUAUUUUACUGUCAAUGAUCUGUAUGCAGGUGUGCUCAACCAGGUCAACAAAGAGGAUAUCCAAGAUAGCCUAUCAUAAAGGUGUUGUCCUAGUGACCUGCCCAGGAUGUGAAAAACACCACAUUAUUGCUGACAACUUGGGUUGGUUCUCUGACCUGAAGGGAAAGAGGAACAUUGAGGAAAUCCUUGCAGCGAAAGGGGAGAAAGUGAAGAGGGUAGAAGGAGAGGCGGCCUUCGAGAUUGUUGUAGACAAGUCCGGCAAGGAUUCAACACAGACUGCUCACGAUGCAGAUGCAAAGAAACCUUCACCAGAGUCUGAUGACUCAGGGAAAUCAUGACUAACUCUCUGUGUG